This is a messenger RNA of Gekko japonicus, 3042 nucleotides long. Its product is annotated as zinc finger and SCAN domain-containing protein 2-like. The record is from RefSeq and is a predicted model, not a curated record. Gene Ontology annotation, molecular function: RNA polymerase II cis-regulatory region sequence-specific DNA binding; DNA-binding transcription factor activity, RNA polymerase II-specific. NCBI's taxonomy places the organism in Eukaryota, Metazoa, Chordata, Lepidosauria, Squamata, Gekkonidae. The transcript has 4 exons. Gene Ontology annotation, biological process: regulation of DNA-templated transcription. Bases 1 to 3042 code for a protein of 1013 amino acids.
AUGCGAGUGCUGGCGGAGAUGGAGCGAUCCCUGGUGGCCGGAAGGAAAAAAACAUCGGGCAACAGCAACGGCGGAGGUGGGAGACGCACGACGGCAUGUGACGCAGGCACGGCGGUGCCUGAUGGACGGAGCCGGGCCGGGAGCACGCUCGAGCUAGGCGCCUGCGCGAUCCAGCUGGGGGUUGCCGUGGAAACAUCAGAGGCCUCGAAGGACGCCAUGCUGAGCCAGCAACCAAAAGAAGACCCAGAGGACGCUGUGUCAAGCCAGCCGCCAGUACACCGAGCCGAGCCAGCAGCCGAGAAAGACCAGCGAAGAUCCCACCACCAAGGGUGCUGUUCUGCAGCUCCAUUCCUGAGGGAUCACUCUGAGGUGAAAAUGCAGGAACAAGUCCCCACAGGGGAGGCAAGAGGAAAAUCCCUUCACAUCCUCCAGGCUGGGAAUCUGGAUGAAUUCCUGGAAAGCAGACCAGGAGUUUGGAUGCAUCAGCAAGCAGGGGAGGGUUCCCUUUCUCUCACACAGUGGGAAGCCCGGUGGCAGGAGUUCCUCAGGACAUUGGAAUCCUCUCACUCUCCAUGGGGAAUGCCACGCUUACCAGAGAAGCCUUCCCCCUGGGAGGAUGCCAAGGGCUUUCUGGACUCCUUCGAGCAAGUGGCCGAAGCCUGUUGGUGGCCCAGAGACGAGUGGGUGAUCCAACUCCUGCCAGCCCUCAGUGGAGAAGCCGCCAAGGCCUUUAACAGUCUGGACGUCAGAGACAAAGAGGAUUAUGGGAAGGUGAAGGCUUCCAUCUUGCUUUGGGAUGCCCUGAGCCGGGAGAAGCAGCGUCAGCAGUUCAGGGGUUUCUGCUACGAGGAAGCCGAGAGUCCCCGGGAGGCUUACAGCCGACUGCGGGAAAUGUGCCGUGGGUGGCUGAGAGUGGAGAAUCACAGCAAGGAGCAGAUCCUGGAGCUCUUGAUCCUUGAGCAGCUGCUGAGCGUCCUGCCCCCGGAGAUCCAGAGCCGGGUGAGGGAGAGCGGCCCCGAGAGCUGCUCCCAGGCGGUGGCCCUGGCCGAGGAGCUCCUCUUGAGGCAGGAGAAGCAGGGGCCCUCGGAGGAGGUGGCUGGAAGAGUCCCUGAGGCAGGCAGGGCUCCGCCUGAGAGCCAGCAAAGGCGUCCCUCGAUGCACAUCAAAGAAGAGGAGGGCGGAGAGGCCAGCCCGCUGGCUGGAAGCAUACUGGCGAUGGCUGGGGAAUUACAGUGGUCGUCACUGGAAAAUGCAAAGGAAAAAGACUCUGAAGGCAACUGCAGGGGUCCAGAUGGAAUCAAGAAGGAGGGAGAUGACACAGAUGAGAAGAGGGAUAAGCCCAUUCCGUGCCGAGGAGGGGGCUUCCCUGAAAUCCCAGUCCAAGUAGAAAGGUCUGCCAAAAGCAGAAGGAAUGAAGGCAUCCAUUCUAACCAGAGAACCCUCUCCAGGGAAAAAGGAAAUGAGAGUCCAGCUUCUGGAAAUACCUUUAUUCAGGAAAUGAGAGUUGUUUCCCAGGAGCAAGUUCAGUCAGGAGAGAAACCAUAUAACUGCUUGGAGUGUGGAAAGAGCUUCUGUCACCAAACAACCCUUACAUUGCAUCAAAGGAUUCACUCAGUUGAUGAGGGAAAUAAGGAAGAUGAGGAACUGCAUCAGCCAUCCCCAGAUAAAGCCAAGGGUCAAGAGUUCAAAGGAAGCGGAGAUGAGAGGCAGAAAGGAAGCCACGUGGUCAAGAAGAAGGAUGAACCCUAUCCUUGCCAAGGAGGGGAUUUCGGUGAAGUAAUUCGCAUGACAAAAGAAAGCUACAAAUGCUUGGAGUGUGGAAUGGACUUCCAGUUUCAAACCCAAUAUAAUAUCCACUUGCGAAAGCAUAGUGGAAAGAACACUCCUAAACAUUUGGAGUGUGGCAAGAGCUUCAGUUGCAGAUCAGAGCUUCUUAGACAUCAAAGGAUCCACACAGCAGGCAAAGCAUUCAGCUGUGGCAAGGGCUUCUCACACAAAGGAAAUGUCACUCACCAUGAAAGAAUUCAUUCAGCAGGGAAGCCAUUUAUUUGCUCAGAGAGUGGAAAGAGUUUAUCUGAUGGGGAAAAAGGUAAUGCCCAUUUUCCAAAGCAUAAUAGAAUGAUGGCAUAUAAAUGCUUUCAGUGUGGAAAGUACUUCAGAAACAAAUCUCAGAUGCUUGUGCACCAAAGAACCCACACGGGACAGAAAGCUUUUGAAUGCUCAGAGUGUGGAAAGAAGUUCAUUGGGUGUUCCCAUCUUCAACAGCAUCUAAGAACUCACACAGGGGAGAAACCUUUUGAAUGCUUGAAUUGUGGGAAGAAAUUCAGUCAGAGUGGCAAUCUUCAGCGGCAUCUAAGUACCCACACAAGGGAGAAACCUUUUGAAUGCUCAGAGUGUGGGAAGAAAUACAGUCAGAUGGCCCAACUCCAACUGCAUCUAAGAACCCACACAGGGGAAGAACCUUUUGAAUGCUCAGAGUGUAGAAAGAUAUUCAAUAGGCGUUGCCAUCUUCAUGAGCAUCUAAGAACCCACACAGGAGAUAAACCUUUUGAAUGUUCAGAAUGUGGAAAGAAAUUCAAUAGGAGUUCUAAUCUUCAACGACAUCAAAGAACCCACACAGGGGAGAAACCUUUUGAAUGCUCUGAGUGUGGAAAGAAAUUCAAUAGGAGUUGCCAUCUUCAACAGCAUCAAAGAUCCCACACAGGUGAGAAACCUUUUGAAUGCUCAGAGUGUGGAAAGAGCUUCAACUGGAGUGGUGAACUUCAGCGGCAUCAAAGAACCCACACAGGGGAGAAACCUUUUGAAUGCUCUGAGUGUGGAAAGAAAUUCAGUCAGAGUGUCCAUCUUCAGCAGCACCUAAGAACCCACGCAGGGGAUAAACCGUUUGAAUGCUCAGAGUGUGGAAAGAAAUUCAGUAGGAGUGGCAAUCUUCAAGACCACCUAAGAAACCACACAGGUGAUAAACCUUUUGAAUGUUCACAGUGUGGAAAGAAAUUCAAUAGGCGUUACCAUCUUCGACAGCAUCAAAGAACCCACACAUAA